UCCGCGUUGAGUCAAGCUUCUCAGAGCGCAAGAGAAAAUGGCUGCGCCCUUAGAAACAUGCCAUGUCGCUUGCUGUGCCAACCGCGCGGGGCCCGGCGUCGUGUCUUGGGGGAGCGGGGGGCUCGUGGCCUUCGGCUCCUGCCACUCAGUCGUGCUUUACGACCCGCAGAAAAGAAAAGUAGUUGCUACACUGAAUGGUCAUACUGGAAGGGUUAAUUGUGUACAAUGGAUUCAAAGACAUGAUGGAUCUUUUCCAAGGGAAUUGAUUUCUGGAGCAUCAGACAAACAUCUUAUUAUUUGGGAAUUACAAAAUGAGAAGCUUGUGAAGUGCACUCAUCUUGAAGGUCACACCGAAGCAGUGUGUGCUUUGGAUGCUGUUUACAUGACAAAUGGCUCUAUAGCAGAGUUAGCUUUACUCAUAGCUUCUGCAGCAUCGGACUCAACAGUUAGAAUUUGGUCUAAACAAGGAAAAGAAGUUCAAUGUCUUCAGAAACUUCUCUUUGGAAAUGGGUUUGCAAUGGAUGUUUCUUUGUCCUUCUUGCCUGGCAGCAAUAUACCAGUUCUAGCUUGUGGUGGAGAUGACUGUAAAAUUCAUCUAUAUGUACAACAAGCUGAACAGUUUCAAAAAACUUUGGUACUUCAUGGCCAUGAAGACUGGAUAAGAGGAGUCGAAUGGACAGUUAAUGAUGGGCAUCUCUUCUUGGCAAGCUGUGCUCAGGAUUGUCUGAUAAGGCUCUGGAAGAUGCAUGUUACAUCAUCACUUGAGGAAAUCCAAGAUGAGGACAUCAUUAGGUUGAAGGAGAACAUUUUCACUGCAAGAGAUAAUGGCGGUAAGAUAUCUUUUGCUGUCACACUGGACUCUGUCUUAGCUGGACAUGAAAACUGGGUCUAUGCUGUCCAUUGGCAGCCUUCCUUUGUCAAAGAUGGCAGAAUGGAACAGCCAAUGCGGCUCCUGUCUGCUUCAACAGAUAAAACUGUGAUCCUGUGGGCUCCGGAUGAUGAAUCUGGGGUGUGGUUGGAACAGGUCCGAGUGGGAGAAGUGGGUGGAAAUACACUUGGGUUUUUUGACUGUCACUUCAGCCCAGAUGGCUCAAUGAUUCUUGCUCAUGCGUUCCAUGGAGCCCUGCAUCUUUGGAAACAGAAAACAGAAAACAAGGGAGAGUGGAUCCCACAAGUGGUGAUUUCAGGACAUUUCAGUGGUGUGCAAGAUGUGAAAUGGGAUCCAGAAGGAGAAUUUAUCAUUUCUGUUGGCUCGGACCAAACCACAAGAAUCUUUGCUCCAUGGAAAAAAGGGAACAAAGAAGAGGUAUCGUGGCACGAAAUGGCAAGGCCUCAAGUCCACGGGUAUGACAUGCAGUGCCUAGCAAUGAUUGGAAGGUUUCAAUUUGUAUCUGGAGCAGAUGAGAAGGUUCUUCGUGUUUUUACUGCGCCCAGAAAUUUCAUUGAAAACUUCAGCAGCCUUUCUGGUAUAUCUCUGGAGAAACUGUGUUCUGGUCAAAUGAUCAAUCUUCCAGAAGGGGCUACUGUACCAGCCUUGGGUUUGUCCAAUAAGGCUGUGUUUCAAGCUGAAGAUACAGCAGUUCAAGCAACUGAAGAUGAAGAACAACUUAGUAAUGCUUCCAGUCAGUAUCGUGAGAAUUACUUUCAACCAUGUAGUCUAGCAGAACCUCCCACAGAAGAUCAUCUCUUGCAGAACACACUGUGGCCUGAAACGCAAAAGUUGUAUGGCCACGGCUAUGAAAUUUUUUGUGUCGCCUGCAAUCACACCAAAACUAUUAUCGCCUCAGCAUGCAAGGCUUCUAAGAAAGAACAUGCAGCCAUUAUUUUGUGGAGCACUCGAACUUGGAAGCAGCUGCAGAGCUUACCUUUCCACAAUCUGACGGUGACACAGCUUUCUUUUUCCCCCAAUGAUGAAUUCUUACUAGCAGUUUCAAGAGACAGAAAAUGGUCACUCUGGAAAUGUAAAGAUAUCGAUCCAACAGAAUCAGAACCAACUUUUUACCUUUUUGCUUGCACUGACCCUAACGUAGCUGGGCACAGUCGCAUCAUUUGGUCCUGUGACUGGACGGCAGAUAGCAAGUACUUUAUUACUGGAAGCAGAGACAGAAAGGUUAUGAUCUGGGGCAAAUGUUGUUCAAAAGAGGAGAAUAAAGAGAAUGCCACGGGACUGAUACACCUCUGUUCAACAGCCCUGGAUGUUGGAGAUUCUGUCACUGCUGUUAGUGCCAGUCACGUGCUUGCUUCUGAUGGGAGCUACAUCAUUGCAAUAGGGACAGAAAGUGGGAAGAUUUACUUGUACAAAUGGAAACCAGGAGACAACGAGAAGCUGCCACUAUCUGAUUGGACCAAAUGUGCUGAGACAAAUGACAGCCAAAGCCACACUCUUGUUGUCAAGCAGCUGUGCUGGAGAAAAUGCGUGGGCAGAGCUGGGCAGGACGCAGCGGCAGAGAGCACCGAAUGGCUCCAGCUGGCGAGCGCUGGGGCCGACUGCUGUGUCAAGAUCUUCAAUAUUAAUAGAGGCGGGCUUUAGACAAUGCCUUUGGAGCCAGAUGGGCCGAUUUCUUGACAUGCCGGAAUAUGCUCCCUUUCCUAAGCAGAUACACACACACACACAAGCUGUGCCCGCCACACAUUGCUGUGGCCAACCUUCCCUCCCUCUUUCUCUCCUUCUUUCCCUCCUUCCUUCGCUCCCUCUUUCCUUCUCCUUUCUUCUUUCCUUCUCUCCUUCUUUCUCUACCUUUCCUUCCUCCCUUUUUCUUUUCCUUCCCCUUCUCUCCUUUCUUCCUUCUCUACCUCUUUCCCUCCUUCCUUUGCUCCCUCUUUCCUUCCUUUCCUUUUUUCUUUCCUUCUCUCAUUCCUUCUCUAUCUCUUUCCUUCCCCCUUUUUCUUUUCCUUUCUCUUUCCUUCUCUACCACUUUCCUUUCUUCCUUUGCUUUUUGCUUGCAUCCUUCCUUCUGUCUUUCAUUCCCUCCCUUUUUCUCUCGUUCUUUCUCUUCUUCUUUCUCUCCCUCUCCCUCUUCCCUUCCUUUCCUUUUUUCUUUCCUUCUCUCCUUCCUUUCUUCUCUACCUCUUUCUUUCCAUCCCCCUUUUUCUUUUCCUCUUUCUCUUUCCCUCUCUACCUCUUUCCUUCCUUCCUUUGCUUUUUGCUUCCAUUCUUUCUUCUGUCUUUACUUCCUUUCCUUUCCUUCCAUUCCUUUUUCUUUCCUUCUCUCCUUCCUUCCUUCUCUAUCUCUUUCUUUCCUUCCCCCUUUUCUUUUCCUCCUUCUCUUUCCUUCUCUACCUCUUUCCUUCCUUUGCUUUUUGCUUCCAUCCUUCCUUCUCUCUUUACUUCCCUCUCUUUUUCUCU
Molecule: messenger RNA, 3346 nt
Organism: Anolis sagrei ordinatus
Lineage: Eukaryota; Metazoa; Chordata; Lepidosauria; Squamata; Anolidae
Source: RefSeq, a predicted model, not a curated record